This is a messenger RNA of Symbiodinium natans, 861 nucleotides long. The record is from the annotation of a GenBank genome assembly. NCBI's taxonomy places the organism in Eukaryota, Dinophyceae, Suessiales, Symbiodiniaceae.
AUGAAGGAGCUCGGAGAAUGUACACUGGGCGACUUCGUCAGUUUCCACGUCAGGCUCAGUGCUGACGGCGCGCCGGUAGCCGUCGAGAUCCGCGGCCUGGCCUCCGGCACGGCGUCGCCCAAUCUUGAGGAGGAGGGCUCUAUGUCUGGCACUGUUUGCGAGAGGAAUGAGGGAGCCGGCACGGGCUUCCUUCGCUGCCCGGGAGUUCAGCAGCUCUGCGGCAAGGACGUCUACUUUCGGAUCAGGGACUUCCCCGACUGUCAGCUGGGGGACACCUUGGGCUUUCGCCUCAUUUGGGACCACCUGGGGCGGCCCAGGGCAGAGCGUCAGGACGAGGAGGGGCUCCUCCAGCGACUCCAGCGCGAGCACACGGGCGUCAUCAAGGAGUUUUAUCCCGACAAGGGAUAUGGCUUUGUGGCCAGCGACUUCUUGCGGACCUCACUUGGGAAGGACCUCUUCUUCAAGAAGUCGGACUUCGACACCUGUGUGCCGGGAGCGACUGUGAGCUUCGUGGCGUGCCGGGAUGCAGAGGGCCGCCUGCACGCUCGCCAGGCAGACUUGCUUCCGAGGAAGCCACGCCAAGACCAGGUGGAGGUCUCCUUGGGGCCUAGUUUUGGGCCCUUGGGCCUGGGUCUUCGUUGUGGCUGGCUCCCAGAGGUGCUCCACAUCCGCGAGGACUUGCGGGGCUUCUGGCUGCAGCAGGGCGUAUGCGUCGGCGAUCGCCUGCUGCAUCUCCAGAGCUCAUCCGAGGCGGUGAGCUUGGAGGGUCUUACACCUGCCCACCUUCGACCGAGACUCCUGGAGCGGCCACUGAAGCUCGUCUUCCUGUGCCUGCAUGACGAGGGCCCGGCCAAGGGUUAA